CCCCCCCCGGCCACCGACCCCUGUUACGCCGCUGUUUUAUUCACCCGGCGUAUAUCACGGGAUACAUAGAUUAGUGAUACAAUACAAGGGGAUAUAUUUUGGUAUUCCGGUGGUGUAUGAGUCCGAAGUAUGAUGGUGAAAACUUGUUGGAAGUAUAGGCCCUAACUUUCCAUUUUUCUAGGAUGAGCAAAGUGAUGGACGGCUUACGGAGUUUUGCGAAAGACAGCAAGCCAUGUCGUCGCAUGGGAACAGCUAGGGCUGAAGAUAAUAAGAGGAAAGGACUACAAGUGGGCUGGUUCCAUGCUAUUCGUGUGACUGUAUUUGAAUCAUUGUAUUUACCAAGUGGUAUUGUAAGCACUCUGUACGAUCGAUGGUACGGACCACUUCCGGAUCGAUUGUAUCAAUAUAUCACUGAGCAUGCGCAGAGAGGUAAUCCUGAUAGUGUGAUGUCAGCCUUUGAUCGUUUCAAUAACGAAAGACAAUGGACAUGGUGCCUUGGACCAGCAAAAGCAAAAAUCAUUGGAAACAUCAUUAAAGAGAGACAACCAUUGGCGUGUCUGGAGCUGGGAACUUUUGUUGGCUACUCAGCUAUUAACGCUGCCAGGAACCUACCGAAGGGAGCACGAUACAUCUGUGUUGAACCGAAUGAACAGUAUGCCCAAGUCUGCAGAAAAAUUGUUGAAUUUACCGGCUUGGAUGAUACGAUCCACAUUAUGGAGGGCUAUUCACAUGACGUCAUAAAACAAUUUGGUGCCCAAUCCCAGAAAGCGGAAUUUGAUUUCUUCUUCUUCGAUCACCAGAAAAGUGUAUAUAAAUCCGAUUUAUUACUCAUGGAAAAGGAAGAUUUGAUUAGACCAGGAAACGUCGUUAUAGCUGAUAAUGUCAUUACGAGUGGCGCACCGGACUAUCUCGAAUACGUCCGGAAUUCACCGAAGUAUCUUUCGGAAUUCAUCGAGAGCCCUCUGCAGAAUACUGCUAUGAUUGAUGGUCUUGAAAUAUCUGUGAUGGUUUGAGUGAUGAGUUUAAUGUAUGAAUAUAUUGAAAUAGAUACAACCCUGCAGCAUCAAAAGCACUACACUUCAAAAAACUCCGGUGUUGAUUUAACACCAGCCUGGUAUCUAUAUAAUAUGUACACACCAGAGAAGUGUUAAACAACA
Molecule: messenger RNA, 1157 nt
Organism: Lytechinus variegatus (green sea urchin)
Lineage: Eukaryota; Metazoa; Echinodermata; Echinoidea; Temnopleuroida; Toxopneustidae
Product: catechol O-methyltransferase A-like
Exons: 4
Coding region: 183-1013 (276 amino acids)
Biological process (GO): dopamine metabolic process; catecholamine catabolic process; developmental process
Molecular function (GO): catechol O-methyltransferase activity
Source: RefSeq, a predicted model, not a curated record